AUGGCGGCAGAGCGGGGAAAGGCUCGGACCGGUGCUGAAAUGCGCGUUCCUUUGGCCGGCCCGGGACAGGAGCACGCUUGUGGUGCCCGGGCUCCUGUUCCCGGUGCUGUGUCGGCGCGGCCUGUGCUUCCGAGGAGGGAGCCCGCAGGCCUUGGCCGCGCGGUCUGGAGUCGGCCCUGCAGGAGACGCGUGCGGUGGGUGGCCUUGUCGCGGGGUCGGGCGGCAGUGUGGUUUGUCGGGCUCCGCUUAGCGUGUGAUCUGCUUCUUCCUCACAGAAAGGGCUUGUCCCAGUCAGCCUUGCCCUACAGACGCAGUGUGCCUACGUGGCUGAAACUUACUUCUGAUGAUGUAAAGGAACAGAUCUACAAGCUGGCUAAGAAAGGCCUGACUCCCUCGCAGAUCGGUGUAAUCCUGAGGGAUUCCCAUGGUGUUGCCCAGGUUCGCUUUGUUACUGGCAACAAAAUUUUGAGAAUCCUUAAAUCGAAGGGCCUGGCCCCAGACCUACCUGAGGAUCUUUAUCACUUGAUCAAGAAAGCUGUUGCUGUUCGCAAACAUCUUGAGAGAAACAGAAAGGAUAAAGACGCCAAGUUCCGCCUGAUUCUGAUUGAAAGCCGAAUCCAUAGGUUGGCUCGCUACUACAAAACUAAGAGAGUGCUGCCACCCAAUUGGAAGUAUGAAUCAUCGACAGCUUCUGCCCUGGUUGCAUAAGAGCUGGCUAUGACUUACUGAAAAAAUAAAUCUUCAUUAACUAA
This is a messenger RNA of Mesitornis unicolor (brown roatelo), 752 nucleotides long. RefSeq names its product ribosomal protein S13 (gene RPS13). Gene Ontology annotation, molecular function: small ribosomal subunit rRNA binding; structural constituent of ribosome. Bases 1 to 708 code for a protein of 235 amino acids. The record is from RefSeq and is a predicted model, not a curated record. NCBI's taxonomy places the organism in Eukaryota, Metazoa, Chordata, Aves, Mesitornithiformes, Mesitornithidae. The transcript is spliced from 5 exons. Gene Ontology annotation, biological process: translation. Gene Ontology annotation, cellular component: nucleolus; ribosome; cytosolic small ribosomal subunit.